AUGCAAUCCCUCGGCGCGGCUGGCGAGCUGCCGACAGCGUUCACAGCGGGCUCAGAUGGCGGCACGUCUCUUCGGGCGCGUGACGGCAACGCAGCGCGGGGCGCGUGCGCGGGGCUGCGGGGGGAUCGAUCGCGCUCUUCAUCAGGCGCCGCGUGCUCCCGGGGACUGUUUGUUAUGAGCCUUAAUUAUGUUGCUUGGCGAGCGCUCAUGCGAUUUUUUCUCGUAUUCUGCGAGUCGAGUCGCGGCUCAAAUUGGUUUAUUGACACAGUAUUGCGCGCCGUAAGAAUCGUUAGCUGCCACGAGGUGACGGUUCCAUGA
Molecule: messenger RNA, 318 nt
Organism: Arctia plantaginis
Lineage: Eukaryota; Metazoa; Arthropoda; Insecta; Lepidoptera; Erebidae
Source: the annotation of a GenBank genome assembly